AUGGCUUCCCUCGUGGACUACAUCAUUUAUAUGACCUACGAUUUGCACGGACAGAUGGCAGGCUGUAUUGCCAAUGCCGAGAUUGAAUCCAUCCUCGCGAACUCCAGCCGAGUCAAUCGGAAUUUUAUUCACCUUAAUAGCAACACCAACAUCUUUGUUUAUGAUAAUACUCAAUGGGUUGGCUGUUUGAGUGACGGUAUCAAAGUCUCACGAGCAUCGGUCUACAGGUAUCUAGCUAUGGGCGGUACAUACGGUUGGGCUACCGACUUUCAAGAGUACAAUGAUGCACCUUUCACCUCCGUCAGCUGGAGUGGCUUCAUUGGUAGUGUCCUCCUGGAAGUAGAUUCUUCAAACGAAGAGGGCAACAGAACAGGCAACUGGACUACUAUCACUCGUACUGAUCCUGCUAUACAAGUUGCUCUAUACAUGCCAUCCGCGGAGCAAUGGUCAAGGCUGGGCACUUCCAAUGCUUGGUCAGACACCAUUAAUGUCUGGCAGACUAUCGAUGAGCCGAAACUUGCAAGUACCGAGAAGGCAUUCAGUGACUCCGUCAUGAACACUUACCAUCUCAGUGGCUCGAUUAACUGUGGAAUUACAACAGGCAAUUGCGACCCCCUAAGCUGCGCGUCGUUUGAAGGCUUCAGCGAGGGUACAGGUGAUUCGAGGCCCGCCGCCAUGCUUAUUUAUGAAUCUUUCGCGGCUAUGAACGUGGUGAGUUCCCCGCAUCCUCUCUGGCUGACCCGCAAAUACAUUUGCUCUUAG
Messenger RNA from Penicillium verhagenii, 762 nucleotides. RefSeq names its product Glycoside hydrolase superfamily. The record is from RefSeq and is a predicted model, not a curated record. Lineage: Eukaryota; Fungi; Ascomycota; Eurotiomycetes; Eurotiales; Aspergillaceae. The transcript is spliced from 2 exons. Bases 1 to 762 code for a protein of 253 amino acids.